AUUACCCAAGGGAUUUCCCCCUAAUGUGGUGAGCUCCAUGAGGAAAAUUAUUUUAUAGCCAAGCUCUAUUUAAUAGCUAGCUAUGGCUUUUCUACAAGAGACCCAGUCCAAUACGGUACAGGGUUCACACGUGAUGGUGGUUGGAACAGGAGGGAUAGGAUGUGAGCUGCUCAAGAACCUAGUGCUGACUGGAUUUCAGAACAUCUCAGCAAUUGACUUGGACACCAUUGAUGUGAGCAAUCUAAACAGACAGUUUCUGUUUCAGAAGAAACAUGUUGGACGUCCUAAGGUUGAAGUUGCCAAGGAAACGGCUCAGUUAUUUAACCCUAACGCCACUAUAACAGCGUACCACGACUCAGUCUUAAAUUCUGAAUAUAAUGUGAAUUUCUUCAAGCAGUUCUCUCUCGUAAUGAAUGCUCUAGACAACAAAGCUGCCCGUAACCAUGUGAACAGACUGUGCCUGGCUGCUGGGGUGACACUGAUAGAGAGUGGGUCUGCCGGCUACCUCGGCCAGGUCACCGUCAUACGGAAAGGUGUGAGUGAGUGUUAUGAGUGCCAGCCCAAGCCAGCUGCCAAGACCUAUCCUGGCUGCACUAUUAGGAACACCCCCUCUGAGCCCAUCCACUGUAUCGUGUGGGCCAAGCACCUCUUCAAUCAACUCUUUGGGGAACCAGACACCGACAAUGAUGUAUCACCUGAGACAGAGAAAGAGGAGGGGAUGGAGUCUGGGGAAGAUGACUCACAUGUGCAGCGUAUUUCCACACGUCAAUGGGCAGAGAAUAAUGACUAUAAUUCAAAGAAACUGUUUCAUAAGCUGUUUAAGAGUGACAUUGAGUACUUGUUGAGUAUGGAGAAGCUUUGGCAGACAAGGAAGCCACCCACACCUCUGGAGCUGGGAAAUUUACCCGGGAAAAACACAAGUGAAGGCUCCACUGGAGGCCUGGCCGAUCAAAGGGUGUGGUCUAUUUCCGAGUGUGCACAAGUAUUCCAAGACUGUGUGGUGGAGCUAAAGAAAGAGUUCACUGCGAAUGGAGAACUGGUUUGGGAUAAGGACGACAAGAGCAGAUUGGACUUUGUAGUGGCAGCUGCCAACUUGAGAUCGUACGCAUACAGCAUACAACAGAAGAGCCGAUUUGAUGUGAAAUCUAUGGCAGGGAACAUAAUUCCAGCGAUUGCGACAACGAACGCGGUCAUUGCUGGGAUCAUAGUAAUGGAGGCUCUUAAGGUGCUCGCUGGAGAGUCCCACAAAUGCAAGACCACCUACCUCCCCAAAUACCCUAACCCCUACAAGAAACUGCUGGUGGCUUGCACACCUAACCCCCCGAAUCCAAAGUGCUACGUCUGUUCACCUAAACCAGAGGCAACAGUGAAGUUUAACUGUAACUCUGUAACAGUGGCCAGUCUGCAAGACAAGAUAAUGAAGAAGCACUUUGGAAUGGUGGCUCCUGAUGUGGAGAUCGAUGACGGGAAAGGCACUAUCCUCUUAUCUAGUGAAGAAGGAGAAACAGAUGAUAAUUUGCCCAAGUGCGUGAGUGAGUUUGGAGUGAGUAAUGGGACUCGACUGAAGGUGGACGACUUCCUACAGAACAUGACACUAGUAAUCACUAUUGUCCACACUGAUACUCCGCUAGAAGAUGAAAAGGAAUUUGAGCAAGUGAAUGAAGAUGAUGUUGAAGGUGAUACAGGUGCUCCCAUGCCCAUAAGUAGUAGAAAAAGAAAGGCUUCCACUGACAGUGAACAGCAGGCUACAAAGAAAGCAAGAAAAGACUCGAACUCCAUUGAGAUAUAAACUCACACAUGACAUGUUUGUCCCUCCCUCCUGAAUCCCUUACAUUUAUCACUGUGGUUCAAGGGUCGUAAACAUCUUUUAAUCUACCUUUGUUGCCAUGAGCG
Messenger RNA from Halichondria panicea, 1893 nucleotides. Its product is annotated as SUMO-activating enzyme subunit 2-like. Gene Ontology annotation, biological process: protein sumoylation. The transcript is spliced from 17 exons. Gene Ontology annotation, molecular function: SUMO activating enzyme activity. Gene Ontology annotation, cellular component: cytoplasm; SUMO activating enzyme complex. Bases 83 to 1789 code for a protein of 568 amino acids. The record is from RefSeq and is a predicted model, not a curated record. NCBI's taxonomy places the organism in Eukaryota, Metazoa, Porifera, Demospongiae, Suberitida, Halichondriidae.